AGAGUGGCUGAGAGAUAAGGAGCAGUGAGCAUGAGCGGCUGGACUGCGCGCACUGCCUCUCUGCACAAGCCCAUCCCCAGUGGCUAGCUAUAACGAGCCGCAACGUCCGCAACUCUUCUCAGCCAGCCCUACUCUGUGGAUAUAACCAAGGGCUCCUCUGGAACUCCCCAACAACCCCCCCCCCCCACCUCCCCACCCGCCCAUCACCACCCACAAAUUUCCACCAGCCCCCACUACCAACAACUCUUUUUUAAAAAAGCAACUCAAAGGGAAAAAAUAACCAACAUCAAAAAGUUUUGCAUAAUAGCAAGAAAUGGGAGACAUGGGAGAUCCGCCCAAAAAAAAACGCCUUAUUUCACUGUGUGUCGGCUGUGGGAAUCAGAUUCAUGACCAGUAUAUUCUUCGAGUUUCUCCGGAUCUGGAAUGGCAUGCGGCUUGUCUGAAAUGUGCAGAGUGUAAUCAGUAUUUGGACGAAACGUGUACCUGUUUCGUUAGGGAUGGAAAAACGUACUGCAAGAGAGACUAUAUUCGAUUAUACGGAACUAAGUGUGCAAAGUGUAAUAUAGGAUUCAGUAAGAAUGACUUUGUGAUGAGAGCUCGCAGUAAGGUGUAUCACAUCGACUGUUUCCGCUGUGUGGCGUGCAGUCGCCAGCUCAUCCCCGGUGAUGAAUUCGCAUUGCGGGAAGACGGACUCUUCUGCCGGGCUGAUCACGAUGUUGUAGAGCGAGCCUCAGUCGGCCCAGAUCCCCUCAGUCCUAUGCACGGCAACAGACCCCUACAGAUGGCGGCAGAGCCCAUUUCUGCCCGACAACCCGCAUUGAGGCCGCACGUUCACAAACAACCCGAGAAGACGACUCGGGUGCGGACAGUUCUGAACGAGAAGCAGCUCCAUACGUUACGGACUUGUUAUGCAGCCAACCCCAGGCCCGAUGCGCUCAUGAAGGAGCAGCUGGUAGAAAUGACAGGCUUGAGCCCCCGUGUCAUUAGAGUCUGGUUUCAAAACAAGCGUUGCAAGGACAAGAAAAAGAGCAUCCUCAUGAAACAACUGCAACAGCAACAGCCCAACGACAAAACAAAUAUCCAGGGGAUGACAGGGACCCCAAUGGUGGCUGCCAGUCCUGAGAGACAUGACAGCAGUUUGCAAGCCAAUCCAGUGGAGGUGCAGAGUUACCAGCCACCUUGGAAAGUUUUGAGUGACUUCGCUUUGCAGAGUGAUAUAGAACAGCCUGCAUUUCAGCAACUGGUGAGUGCCAGCAACAUGCAGAACACCAUCACCACUACCACAAUACAGACUGCACCAGAAAUCACUGCAAUCAGGGGAUCUGCAACACACCAAUCCAUAUAUAGACAAUUCAUGGAUAUAAAAAUUGCAGAAUCCCUCUUUUGCCAGCCUUAGUAUUUUCAUUUUGACGACCAUCAAGAAUGUAGAAGGUUAAAAACAAUCUGUAAUGUUUACUCAAGCUUUCUCCCAUAUUCAAAUAUAGUUUGUGUUUAACAUUUUACACUGAUGGCUUUUUGUCUGAACCAUGCACUUCUAUUUAUUUCAAGUGUUGUCAAACAAGCAUUUUAAAUCACAUAUUUCAAAUUUGAAACACUACUAAUUAUUUAACUUUAAAGGAUAGAUGGAAAGGAGAACCUACAGUAUUGCAGGCAGGACGCAUGAAUGAUGAGAUAAACAGAUUUGAACUUCAAUAAAACUGAAACAAAAUGGAUGUUGUUGCUAUAUUCUCCUCAACUUUAGGUUUAGUGUUCACAAAAUUGGUUGGAUUGAUAUUAAGGAAAUCCCUUCUGCUAAUUUUUUAAGUAAAGAUUACCUGUGAAGAAUGGAGCUCAAGGUUCUUUAUUUCACCUAACUCUUUUGUAAAGGUAAAUAUAAAGAAUCCAGCUUUAUAUGAUCGCAGUGAUAGUGCAAUAUUGUCACUGGAUAAUUAGCCACAUUUGUUUAAUCAUUUAGAAUGUGCUACACUGGCUGUUUUAUAUUUUGUAAAGUACUGCUACCCCCAGUUGCUAUACUGAAUUGGAGUACAGCCUAAAUUGUGCUUCCCUUUGGCACUUAACAUACAACAUGUUUGGAUUACAGAAGUAAAUAUAUUGGUAAAGAGGGGUCUGCAAAAUGCAUGUAAUGUAUAAUAAAAUUAAUAAGCGUUGUAAACUCAUUCAACUUAACUCUUUGAGGCCAGUGCUGAAUCCUUUACAGGAAUCCCAAAACAAAUUAUGGAAAAUGUCCUGCCUUUCUUGUUUGGAGUUCACUGCACUUUCAUGUCAUUUAUUUAGUUAAUGACAGGAAAUUUUCUCUUUCUUCAAUGAGCAAAGAAAGUGCAGUGCUCAAGGGGCUAAAUCCAUAUGUAAUGUUUUAAUAUAUAUAAUAAAUUUCCACAAUAUAUAUCAAUUCAUUAUGUACCUUUGGAAAAAUAUGUACAAUUUUACACCAUUGAAUGUUGCACUGAGAAAUGUAACUAGCCCUAUUGUGCUUUGCUUGGAGACCUUGAUUUUGCCAUUGUUUUCAACUUAGAUACAUAGCACUUUAAAGGUAACUUAGCAAAAAGCCCUUUCUGUUUAUUGUAAUUUAAUUGUUAUUAAUGACAAAAUUAAUGCAAUUCAUUGUAAAACUGUAGUUAAAAUGGUCAAAAAUAUAUUUUUAAUGAAUGUUAUUUUUGGAUAUGCGCGACUUUGGAUUGAUAUCAACAUUUUAAAGAGGCCAGCGAUCAUUGAUUUGCUAUGAUUUUUACAGGUUAAUUUUUCAGAGGGAGGGCCAGGUUCUAACUCCACUGGAAGUGAAGUAGCGUCCAUGUCCUCCCAACUCCCUGACACACCAAAC
Messenger RNA from Hemiscyllium ocellatum (epaulette shark), 2818 nucleotides. RefSeq names its product ISL LIM homeobox 1a (gene isl1a). The transcript has 5 exons. The record is from RefSeq and is a predicted model, not a curated record. Gene Ontology annotation, biological process: axonogenesis; positive regulation of transcription by RNA polymerase II; neuron fate specification. Lineage: Eukaryota; Metazoa; Chordata; Chondrichthyes; Orectolobiformes; Hemiscylliidae. Gene Ontology annotation, molecular function: DNA-binding transcription factor activity, RNA polymerase II-specific; cis-regulatory region sequence-specific DNA binding. Gene Ontology annotation, cellular component: nucleus. Bases 314 to 1396 code for a protein of 360 amino acids.